Molecule: messenger RNA, 1461 nt
Organism: Glarea lozoyensis ATCC 20868
Lineage: Eukaryota; Fungi; Ascomycota; Leotiomycetes; Helotiales; Helotiaceae
Exons: 4
Coding region: 1-1461 (486 amino acids)
Biological process (GO): ceramide biosynthetic process
Cellular component (GO): membrane
Molecular function (GO): sphingosine N-acyltransferase activity
Source: RefSeq, a predicted model, not a curated record
AUGAACAACGACUCAUCAACGGAGUCGAAGGUUGAAGUCGCGCAAGAAUGGUCGCACCAUAAUGGCAAUACCAUUGCCCCUCUCGAGAAAACCCUCAAUCAUAAUCCUCCUGCAGGACUUCAGACGCCCCCGAUGUUCUUGCAUAAAAAAACAAAGCGAAAAGACGAUGGACCGCUCGAGAUAUUCUGUGGGUGGAUUGUUGAGCAUCAAAUUGGACUAUCUGUCAAUCUUUUAAUGCUUCUCUCUUUAACACAUAUGUGCUUCCCUCGAGCCCGAAGGCAUACCCGCAAAUUCUUCGAUCUCUCCUACUACAACCCCCAAUCUGGCGAAUACUGUGCAGGAUGGAAUGAUGCUUGGAUGGUGUUCUUUUGGAUUGUUGUGUUUACGGGACUUCGCGCCGCCGUUAUGGAUUAUAUCUUAACCCCAAUUGCAAAGCGUGGCGGGGUGGCUACCGAGAAGGAUAGAACAAGAUUUGCUGAGCAGGCUUGGCUAUUGAUAUUCUACUGUGUUAUGUGGCCGAUAGGAAUGUACAUCCUAGUCACGUCUGACUAUUGGCUCAAUUUGAAAAACCUGUGGACGAAUUGGCCCAACAGGGAGAUGGGUAGACUUUCAAAAUGGUACAUUCUCGUGCAGUAUGCCUUUUGGUUACAGCAGUUUAUGGUCAUUUUUAUCGAAAAGAGGCGCAAAGAUCAUUGGCAAAUGUUCACCCAUCACAUGGUUACCACGGCUUUGAUUUUCACCAGUUAUGGCUAUCACCAAACCAAAGUUGCGAAUCUGAUUCUUUGCAUGAUGGAUGUAGUCGACCUUUUUCUCCCAUUAGCCAAGUGCCUGAAAUAUCUGGGGUACACCACGGUUUGCGACGUUGUCUUUGGACUGUUUAUGGCAACAUGGGUAGGAGCUCGUCACAUUGCUUAUCUCACCAUUUGCUAUUCAGUCUGGGCAGACAUUCCAGCUACGGUUGAUUACGGAUGCUACAAAGGCAAGAAAGGAUCGAUUGUCGGACCCUUUCCCGCUCCAGAUAGAUUUGGACAUCUUUUGCAGCCUUUCCGCGACCCUGAAGGAGUAGUCUGCUUCAACCAUGAUAUCAAGUGGGGUUUCCUCAGCGCUUUAUUGUUCUUACAAGGAAUCACGAUCAUGUGGUUUUCCAUGAUUUGUCGGGUGGCGUAUAAAGUGCUUCAGGGUGCUCCCGCCGACGACGUACGAAGUGACGACGAUGAUGAUGAAUUAGAAGAAGACACAGAGGUGGACCCGAAAGAUCCAUCUCCAUAUCAACGAGUUGUUGGAGAAAUUGAGCAACCUUACGAGGAAGAGGUCGGAGUUGAAUCGAUCAAUCUCAAAGGCAGAGCGUCAAACACUCCAAGAUACAAGAAGAGCACAAGCGCUACAGGAGUCAGUUUACCAGGUCAUAGUGAUCGGAAAGAGUUACUUGGGAGAAUCGGAUGUGAUCAUAAGGGUGACUGA